AUGCCGAAGCUUUGCGGAAAUUGCCGAAGCUGUGACAAUGGCUGGAGGGGUCAGUUUUGUGAACAGCCAAUUGGCCAGCUGCCCAAGUGGCUCAAAGAGGACAUGUUUGACCAGGACUGGGAGCAGGGCCAGUGGAGCAGGGUGUCAGGGGGGUUCAUAUCUACAAGCUGCAGGGUGAACACGGCAGGGAAAGUACUCCACUUUAUAGGGGGCUGUACAAGACAGUUGACUUCCACUGACUUGGAUCUUUCUGAAGCUGUCUACAUCCAGUUCCAUUUUGUGUUUGGUUGCUUAGCAACACCAGAGCACAGGGAUGAAGGGGUUAUAGUGGAUUAUUCUACAAAUGGAGGCAUCAUUUGGACUACUAUCACAGAGCUGUAUUAUGAUCAGUAUAAAAAACCAGAAUUUGUAAGCCUAAUGCUCCCAGAAGGCGCCAGAAGACUUGGCACAAGAAUCCGCUGGUGGCAGCCCAAACACAGUGGAGAGAACACUGCUGACUGGGCUGUAGACAAUAUUGUUAUCGGGGGAACAGAUCCUGCACCUGGCUCUCUGAAGGAAAAUUUUAAUUCUGGAUUUACCCACAAACUUUGGCUUAAUAAUGACAAUAUGGAGAUGGGUAAUUUUUGUGGAGAGUUAUCACAAAGUGCCAUUUCCUCUCCAGUUGGCAUGGAAACUGUUACCCUAACUACAGUCGAUAUGAAUAUCGAGAAAGGUCAUAUACUGCAGUUCAGCAUCAGUGUUGGUUGCAAUGCAACAUGGGAUACAUAUAUUUUACCAGUGCUGCUGCAGUUUUCUGUUGAUUUUGGUGUCACGUGGCACCCCCUGGUGGCAGAGUGUGCUCCCUCUGACCCACGAUGCACCGAUGUGGAGAACAUGGAGAGCAGUUUCUACAAUAAUUUGGAAUGGCGAAAAAUGACCUUCUCAUUGAAGGGAGAGGUGAUAUCUAGGUCAACAAGAUUUCGGUGGUUACAGCAUUUUUCCUCAGAUGUGUCUCAAAGCCAAGUUUGGGCUGUUGAUAAUGUUUACAUAGGACCCGCAUGUCCUGGCAACUGUAGAGGGCGUGGUUGGUGUGACUAUCCAAGAUGUAACUGCUUCCAAGGCUAUGGGGGGAAAGACUGCAGAGUAGUUUCUAAGAGGCCGACAUACCUAAAGGAAAGAUUUAGUGGCAGCGAUCUUGGUCUGGACUCCUGGAGCCUUGUUCAAGGGGGGACUAUUGGUCAGGGCUGUCCUCCUGUACUGGACGGCCCAGCACUGGUGCUGAGAGGGAAAGGACAGAGACAGGUGGUCACUGUUGAUUUGGACACUAGAAAUGCACGUUUCAUCCAGUUUCUGCUGCAGAUAGGUGGUGAGGGACAAGAGGACGGAUGUGGUCGCCCACAAUCCAGAACAGACAGCGUAAUCUUACAAUAUUCUUCCAAUGGGGGAACAACUUGGCACACCCUUCAAGUUUUGGACCACAGUAGUUUCACAUCCAUGCAAAGAGUCUAUAUACCUCUCCCUGGGAGAGCUGCCACAGCAGCUACCCAAAUAAGGUGGUGGCAACCAAUCUCUAUGCCAACCAAGCCAGCAGCUGUAUGGUCAUUGGACAACAUAUUAAUAGGGGGCUUUGCUAUCAAUCCAAGUGAAUUGUGGGAUGAGUUUGGCAAUUCUACAGACUUGAGCUGGGAGUUUUCCCUUAAUGGCGAAGUUCAAGAUAAAUUUUGCGGGAAAUCUGACUUGGCUAUGACCUGGAGUGAGGGUGUUGGAGAGCGACAUAUUACUACUGGCCAGUUGAUCGUUCAGGAGAACUAUAUGCUACAGUUUCAGAUCGCAGUUGGUUGUGAUCAGCUUCGCCACAGCUGCAAUAAUCAUCAGUCAAUCAGAUUAGAAUAUAACAAAGAUCCACGCUCCAAUAAUUGGAACCUAGUCCAGCCUGUGUGCCUGCCAGGACACAUCUCUAGUUCUGAAUGUAGCCCUUACUCCUACUCCACUGGAAGUAUUUACACAGCAAAUGAAUUUUUAACAUGGAAACGAGUGACUUUGGACUUGCCCAAGAAAGUGUUCUCAAGCUCAACUCGUUUUCGUUGGGUCCAAACCAAUACUAACACUUCAGCGGUUGCCUGGGCUUUAGAUGAUGUAUACAUUGGGGAGAAAUGUCCAGAAAUGUGUGGAGGACGUGGAUUCUGUUUCAACAAAACUUGUCAGUGUGAUGAUGGGAAUUUUGGCCGUGUCUGCCAGCCAAGCAGAAGCCUUCUCUUAAGUCACAUGUCAGAUAAUUUCGAUGAGAGCAUUAAACGUGGGUACUGGCCACAAGUGGAUGGAGGGGGUGUGGGAUAUGGGUGUGGCCCUCUCCAUCCCCUGGGGCAUGGCAGUAACUUGUAUUUCAAUGGAUGUGGGCUGAGGCAAGCUAUCACUGCAGAGAUGGACACGACUAAGGCUAGCAAGAUCAUGUUUGUUCUACAAAUUGGAAGUCAAAAACAGACAGAUACAUGUAACAUAAAAGUGAAUAAGGGCAACAUUGGAGAAAAGUCUGUAAUACUUCAAUAUUCAAAGAACAAGGGGCUAAAUUGGAUGUUACUGGCUUCCCACGACCCACGGAACUAUCUUUCUCCAAAGAGAGUGUCCUAUGACAUUCCUACAGAUGCUAAAGUGUUAGGGGUGCAGUUCCGGUGGUGGCAGCCAUUGCAUGAUGGGAAGGGACAUGACCAGUGGGCCAUCGACUCUGUGGAAAUAAUCAUGACUCGCCAAGAUGAAAUGUUAAGAGAUGCUGCUUGGGUGCAUUGGAAUAGGUGGCAGCACAGGCAGCGGCAUAGGUCCUUGUCACCUGGGUAAUAACAGUCAGCAUGCAAGGUUUUUGUAUCUCCAGAGCAGAGGAGGAUUUUGUUGUCCAUAAAUCUGAAUGACUUUGUGAGGCUUCCUCGGACACCAUCUUCAGAAUUUAAGAACAGAAAUUUGCUGCUUACACAGGAAGCAUGGAGACAAAUACCAUCAACUUAAACCCUGCUGCAGGGGAAAAUAUGUGACUCCUUGGAAAAGAAUAUAAUAUUGAACACUUGACAUAUUUUUGUAAUUUUUGUAUUUUAAUUGGUUUAUCCCAUUUUUGUAAUAAGUUCACCAUAUUAUAUUAUUGUAUUAGAUACCAUUUACUUAAUAAUGCAUAAGUGUUAUUAUAAUAUUGUAUUCUGUAUUCUAU
Messenger RNA from Lingula anatina, 3172 nucleotides. Its product is annotated as reelin. The record is from RefSeq and is a predicted model, not a curated record. Gene Ontology annotation, molecular function: lipoprotein particle receptor binding. Gene Ontology annotation, biological process: neuron migration; central nervous system development. Lineage: Eukaryota; Metazoa; Brachiopoda; Lingulata; Lingulida; Lingulidae.